Papaver somniferum (opium poppy) is the source of this 3061-nucleotide messenger RNA. RefSeq lists its product as uncharacterized. The coding region runs from base 1366 to 2679 and encodes 437 amino acids. Lineage: Eukaryota; Viridiplantae; Streptophyta; Magnoliopsida; Ranunculales; Papaveraceae. The transcript has 8 exons. The record is from RefSeq and is a predicted model, not a curated record.
UUCUUCUUUUCGCAUCUACGAAAAAGAAGGAAAAAAAAAUCUAAGAAAGCUGAAUAAAAGGAAAGAAAAGCGGUUGAUUUUUUUUCCUCGGUUCCUUUCUUCAUCUCUUUUUGUUUGUUUCCUUUCAAUUAUUUGUUGCGAAUCUCAUUUUCAUAGACUUGUUAAAGAAAAUCUUUCAUACAAUUUCCCUUUGAAAAGAAUAUUUUGUUCUCUAUUCGUCCAUUAGUAAGUAUAAAUCGUGAAUCCACUUUUUGUGCUCUGCAAAUUGUUUGUAAUGCAGUUCAUCAAUACAGAAAGAACUGAAAAUUUCAUUAAUUUUUUUCCUGGUUUUUUAUUUUGUUGAUUUGUGGUUUUGGAAAUUCUUCUUAAAUUUUUUUGAUAACUUUGGAGUAACAAUAGUAAUGAUAUUUAGUGUGUGAGAUCUUAAUUUCAUCUUAUUUGCCCUAAACUUUAGCUAGUAAUGUUAACUAAUCCGGGAUGAAAUAUUCUAUGAUUAGUGUCUUUUUUUAAGGAGUAAUUCUGUUUGUUUCUAUUAAUUACUAUAGUAUGUGAAAACUGCAUAAUGAUGAUCAAUUAUUUAAAUGAUUUCUGAUAUUUGAUUUCUUUUUCAAAUUGUAGUUUUUUAUUCCAGAUGUAUCUUUUUCAACAUAUUAUUGUAAUUGGAUAUAAACUCAUUAUAUAAAUUUUGUUUUUUUUGGUAGUCCCUGUUGGAUUCUUGGUUAUGUUUAUCUCCUAAAAUAUUUCGUAAAGUUAGACUUCACAUUAUAUAUGGCUGUUCUAAGACAAUGUUUGGAGCCAGGGUCUUACGUACUGGUGUAGACAGCCUUCAUGUUUAAAUAGGUUUCUUGUCAGAUUAAAUAAGAAAACAAGUGGUGUAAUUUCUGGUUGGCUUUAGCUUUUGCAGCUAUAAAAUCCUGUUAGCUUGAAUAGGGGAGUGCCAUGCUAAACUAAGAUGAAGUCCCCACAGGUAAUAAUGGUGCAAUAUUAAUCCGUUAUAUCUCUUUUAUAUAUCAGCUUCUUCUUUUCUUUUUUACCUUUGUGUUAAUUUUUCUCAAUGGAAGAAAUGCCCUGAUUUUGAAUUUGUACAUCAGUUAGUCAAUGAACUUCGCUCCGACCUUCAGUUAGUUUUGAAUGGGAUACUAGUACAUACCAACUGCAUUCCAUCUACACAGAUGGAUUACAUUGUGAUUCCACAUCGAAAGUCUUGAUCUACUGUUUAUUUCUUUUUCCCUCGCGGUUUGUUCUUUCAAGAACUAUAUUUGAGAGAUAUGGAGUUGUGGAACUUUAUUUGGUGGUAUCGGAAGUCAUAAAAACUCUCCAAGAAAGUCCAGAUGAUUGAGAAACAUUGGUCAACUACCAUUAAUCAUGAGAGGAUAUGUAGAUUUUCCUUUGAAUGCUUUUUGUUGGGAAAAUUUAUUCUUAAAGGAUAGCUUGCCUGCUUGUAGAAGCUGUGAAUUUGAUAAUGCUUUCUACCAGAUUUCCCCUCUUCCACUUCAAAAGUAUAUCAAGGGCGCAAACAAAGUGCGCAGUGGAGCACGUUCACAACAUACCUCAUGUACAAUAUCUCAUCCCAAAUGCUCUAGAGCGAGAGUAUGGGAGGAUACACAAAGCACGUCUGAGAUACCAUCCUCAGCCCAAGAAGUUUCACAGGAAUUGCAGGGUGACCUGCCGAACAACACAUCCAAUGAUGCUCCUUUAACGGAUUCAAUAUCUAAAUCUGGAUCCAGCAAUGAUAGCAGGAAAGUCUCUCGUGAAGAUAUUGAACUUGUCCAGAGUUUAAUAGAAAGAUGCCUACAGUUUUAUAUGAAUAGGGAUGAGGUGGUACAGACUUUGUUGAAUCGAGUGCGAAUCGAGCCUCAAUUUACAUCAUUGGUAUGGAAGAAACUGGAAGAAGAAAACACUGAAUUUUUCAGAGCUUAUUACAUAAGGUUAAAGCUGAAGAAACAGAUCAUUUUGUUUAAUCAUUUGCUUGCACAUCAAUAUCAUCUCAUGACAUAUCAAGUUCCAGUGCCACCCAAGAUUUCCUUGGCCCCAAUCCAGAAUGGUAUUCAUCCCAUGCCUGCUAACAAUUUACCUAUGGGGUACCCUGUUCUACAACCACCACCAAUGUCCGUGGCAGGUCAGCCACAUCUCCAUGCCAUGAAUUCUGGUCUUUCUAGAUGUCAAGUGGUAAAUGGAGUCUCUGCAACAGGAAAUCUUCACCCUAUUCAAGUAAACUCGGGCAGUGAUGCGAGUACUGCGGGACUUAUUAUCCCUCCUAACAGUGCCAUGCCAUCCAUGUCAGAAGUAGCCAUCAGUCCUGCAUCAGUGGCUUCCAGUGGUCAUUUUCCAUUUACUACAUCAGAGAUUUCAGGAACGAGUGUAGACACAUCAGCUCUUGCCACAGCAUUCACAUUAGAUGUGGCAAAUUCAGUAGGAUUACAGCUGGGUGCAGAUAGUGGAAGGGAUUCCCUCAGAUCUUUAGCAAAUAUUCCUUGGAAUUUUAGCUUGUCAGACUUAACAGCAGAUUUGAUAAACUUGGGAGAUCUUGGAGAUCUGGGAAACUAUCCAGGGUCAGCCUUCCUGCCUUCUGAUUCGGAUCUUUUGCUGGACUCUCCAGAACAAGACGACAUUGUUAAGGAUUUUUUUGCUGAUUCUGUCCCCGGGGAGUGCUCUCAGUCCGAUGAAGAUAAACUAUGAACUACUAUGGCGAGUCGUUCCCUCUGUUUCCCUUAAAUAGUUUGCAACCUUGGUUAGGCUGAAAACGAGAAGUUUAAAUCUUACAUCUUCGUAACUUGGUAAUGUUAGCAUUUCCAUAAAAUUUAGACACUGUUUUAGAAUGUUAUAUGGUCUACAUUAGUUUGAUAAGUGCAGUCUGAUAUGCUCAUUGCUGCUCCAUUUUCUCCUCCAUACCAAUCUUUGUCAAUACCGCUCUAGCCGGUGAUCUUGGAGUAUAUAUGCAUCUUCUACUUAAUGGACACGUGUAAUUUACUGUGCCAACAAAUGGCGCCUAUUUCUGAAAACUGAAAUCGUCUGCUGCUCACUGUGAAUAAAUUUAUCUUGGUAUUGAUUAGAGAACUCA